CACAAUCUUGCCUUCCCCUUCAGGAAUGAAUGACCUGCCAUUACCAAACUCACACUCUGAUAAGACAAGGCUGAGCUCUCCAUGUCUUGUCAUGCUGCCACACUUGCUGCGAGAUGCAGACUUUCAAUCAUCGAACCAGAUUGGUGAUGUCCCUUGGAGAACCUUCUUGAUCCUCUUUCUGAAAUCUGAACGAGCAUGCAUCUUCCAGCGGCAUCUACGGUAUCACCUCGGCACAUCGCCAUCUUGGAUUGUGAACGUAAUGUCCCCGUUGUCGAGGAAGUAUACGGCCCAUACUUCAGCGGGAUCUUCAUCCCGGUCCUACAAGGUGCUGCUGAGCGACUUCGACUUCCCUCGUCUGUGAAAAUCAGUGGUUACGACGUUAUUGCAGGACAAUAUCCCGAUCCGAGCAAAAUCGAUGGUUUCAUCGUCACUGGCUCAAUGGCCGGAGCCUAUGACACCUUCCCAUGGAUCCAACCUCUUGCCGAUUUCAUCAAGCUCGUCUACAAAGAAUAUCCCCAUGUCCGGAUAUCAGGCGUUUGCUUUGGCCACCAAAUCAUUUGCCAGACUCUUUGCGGUGAACAGGGUGUCCUGGUCGAGAAGCACCCGGGAGGUUUCGAAUUUGGGUUGCAGACAGUCGUUAUGAACCCGAAGCUGACAGCGUACUUCCCUGGGCUCGAAAGGUAUAUCCCAGCGACGGCUGAGCCGGACAACACAUCGAAAGCUCCCCAAUUACACCUGCAGUUGGGCCACGGGGAUCAUGUCGUUCUUCCCAAGGCGCCACAGAAUCUCACCGGACGGUGGAUGUCGCUUGGCAGCACCAAAUAUUGCCAUGUGCAAGGCCUGUUCGAGCCAGGCAGGGUCCUCACCUCACAACCUCACUGGGAGUUUGAUUCAUUCAUCAUGUCGGAGUCAAUUUCAUACUUGUUCACGCCGGAGAGAGGGUUUCCCCAAGAAGAAGUCGACGCAUGGAUAGAGGGUACCAAAGGAAAACAUGACUCGUUAAUGAUGCAAGAAUGGAUUUUGCAAUUCUUGCUAGGUCUGUUACCUGAUUGUGAAGAUGGAGACCCGACAAAAUGAGCCAUAAUAUGUUAGUGGACCGAUAAUUCGAUCAUGUUUCGCCCGGCUUAUCCGCCAAUUCAAUGAAGAGCAUUCAGUCAUUCCUGCCUCAAUGACACAUAACAAUCGAGGUUCUUUUGCUUCACGAACCACACGUUUUCCGUCUCGAGCGGUUGUUUGGGGUCUGCCAGCGUGAUAUCGAACCGUCUCACCAAUUCCGGAAUAAGAAUUGAUAUC
Molecule: messenger RNA, 1293 nt
Organism: Exophiala viscosa
Lineage: Eukaryota; Fungi; Ascomycota; Eurotiomycetes; Chaetothyriales; Herpotrichiellaceae
Product: class I glutamine amidotransferase-like protein
Exons: 1
Coding region: 196-1077 (293 amino acids)
Cellular component (GO): nucleus; cytosol
Source: RefSeq, a predicted model, not a curated record